Molecule: messenger RNA, 1239 nt
Organism: Aphis gossypii (cotton aphid)
Lineage: Eukaryota; Metazoa; Arthropoda; Insecta; Hemiptera; Aphididae
Exons: 2
Coding region: 1-1239 (412 amino acids)
Source: RefSeq, a predicted model, not a curated record
AUGAUCCAGGGCGGCGGUGUGAUAUUACUUCUUCUUCACAAAGGCAAUAUCUUUUCAUUGGGUCCACACCAACCUAAACUUUUAAAAUAUCCAAUUAACAGUGAUAUUGAUCCAUCAAAACAAAAAAGUUUUAAUCCUAUUUGGUUAAAAGAAUAUCCUAUGCUAGAGUAUAGGUUAGGAAGACAGUUUUCAAAUGAAGCAUGGGUAAAACAUGGUGUUAAUACAUGGCAAAAAAUGAAAAGUCGAGGAAAAGCAAAAUUAGGCAAGUUGGAACAGCAUUUUAAUUCUUUAUCACACAAAGCAGCUUUAAAUGAUUACCGCAACUUUAUGAAAGAGUCAAAUCAUAUUGACAUUAUUAUGAAUAGAUCAAAAAGACAAGAAUCGAUCAAACUAGUACAAGAAAAAGAAUUUAAUAAACAAAUAAUUAUAAUUUUAUUUGAUAUAGCACGGACAUUGUGUAGGCAAGGGUUGUCUUUUCGUGGAGAUGGUGACGAAUCUAGUGGUAAUUUUAAUCAAAUGGUUCAACUUAUCUCUAGGCACAAUCCCUUAAUGAACCGUUGGAUAAAUGAAAAAUCAUCAAGAUCUUACAAUGUCACAUAUUUAGGCCCGCGUUCCCAAAAUGAGUUUAUUGAUAUUCUAAGUAAUGAAGUAAGAAGAAUUAUUGUGAAAGAAGUCCAGGAAGCAAGUUUAUUUUCAGUCAUGGCUGAUACAACCCCCGAUAAUUCUCAUAAGGAUCGAUUGGCAGUUUGUUUGCGUUAUGUUAAUAACAAUGGAAAAGCAAUUGAAAGGCUUUUAGAAAUAGCUGAAGAAGUAGACAAAACUGUCUUAGGAACAGCUAAACAGAUUAUUGAAAUUUUAACUAAACAUUCUUUAGGAACAGAUAAUUUGGUAUUUCAGUCAUAUGAUUAUGCUAGUAACAUGUCUGGGCAGUUUAACGGUACACAAGCUAAGCUUUCAGAACUAGUUGGUCAUAGUGUUUUUUAUAUUCCAUGUCAAGCGCAUCGGAUGAACACAUUUUUGGAACAUGCAUGUAAUUCUAGUUUAAUUGUGUCAGAUAUGAUUGAUAACUUGGAAAACAUUUAUGUAUUUUUUUCAGCUAGUAAUAAAAGGUAUAGCGUAUUGAAUAAGCAAAUGAACAAUGUUGAUAAUACAUUACAAUUAAGAAACUUAUCCAAAACAAGAUGGACAGCCCGUGCAGAGUCCAUUAAAGCUGUUUGGGUUUCAUAUGAAGCUAUGUAA